AUGUUAAUAAUCAUUAAGGCUAUUUUUCCUUUCACAGAAGACGGCGACUUUGGGCAGCAGUUGCCACCGCUUCACAUCUACCUUAAGAGGGUUCUGGACAAAUACCCGGAAGGUGGACAGAUCUUGAAGGAGCUUGUGCAGAAUGCAGAUGAUGCAAAAGCAAAGAAUGUGAUUUUUCUUUACGACAAGACACACCAUCCGAGCCAUCAAUUGUGGUCUGAGACAUUGAAGGACUUCCAAGGACCAGCUCUGUAUGCCUACAAUGAUGCAACCUUUCAGAAGCAAGACUGGUACAACAUCCAGCACCCUGAGCAGAGUGGGAAGCUGGAAGACCUUACCAAGGUUGGGAGGUUUGGCCUGGGCUUCAUCUCUGUCUACCAUCUUACAGACAUGCCCUGCAUCAUCAGCGGAAACAAAAUCGGUUUCUUGGACCCACUGGAGAAGAACUUCAUCCAUGACCCUCACACCAACACAAAAUACAAAGGCAGACGUGGUAAGAAGUGGAAGAUGACAACCGAUCUUCUGGCUGAAUUUCCAGACCAGUUUUCACCAUACCUGAUUGACUUGUUUCACUGUAAUAAACACAACUUUGAAAACAGUAAAUUAGAGGGUACUGUUUUUCGAUUUCCAUUGCGAACCAGGGAAUCACUGGUCAGUAAGUCGGUGUUCACUGAUCAUGCGCGUGUGCAUGACCUCUUUGCGUCAUUCCAGAGAGAUGCAGAGAUCUCUCUGUUGUUUCUCAAGCAUGUAGAAUCCAUAGCCGUGUAUGAAAGAGAUCAUAUGUCUGACAAUCCUAGACUUAUUUGUAAGGUACAGAUUCACGAAGACGAUCGUCAUAAGCUUCGUAUGGACAGAACAACAUUCCUGAGCCGGAUUAUCUCGAAUCAAGACAUUCAAACAAUGAGCUGUGUACGAAUCCAGAAGCAAACUGGAUCACAGACAGCUCAAACGACCAGCAGAUACAUCAUCUUGAACAGCUUAAAGAGCACAUCCAGACGUCUCCAAGAACUGAACAAAGAUGAUGAACUGAAGUUGCGGCCAUGGAUGGGGAUGUCCUUCCUAAUAAGCUCUACAGCAGGUUUAGAUGACGAACAGCGAAGUGGUCGUGUGUUUUGCUUCCUACCAUUGCCAGAGAGUGAGAAGACUGGAUUGCCAGUCCACGUACACGGCUACUUUGGUCUAGGAGACAACCGUCGCAGUAUCAGGUGGCCAGAUCAAGAGUCCCAGCAUGACAACAAGGCACUCUGGAACAAGCUCCUCACACGGAAAGUCUUUCCGGAAGUUUAUGCAAAGGUCAUCCAGGCUGCUAUAAAGAAGAGUAAAGAUCCGUCUGAUCCGACGAAGCCGUUGGAUGUGUAUAAAGCGUGGCCUUCCAUUGAGCACAUACAGGCAAAUUGGUCAACUGGGGUCAAGAAAUUCUUGCAGCUGCUAGCGAACAAGCCCAUCUUCUACACAGAACAUAAUGGCGGCUCGUGGAAAAAGCCAAUGGACGUGUAUGUUGACCCCGAGGGAAGCCCCUUGAUUUCAAAAGUGCUGAGAAUCAAAGGUUGUCCAGUUGCGCAGCCUCCGCACCACGUUCUGGAGUCUCUUAAAUGGGCAGGUGUGGCUUACAACACGGUUACACCUGCACUUGUGAGUAACUGGAUCAGAGGGGAUCCACUGCAGUUCCUGUCAAGUGACGAGAAGUUUGAGCUUCUUAAAUACGUCACCAGUGAACCAGUUUGUGAUCUGAAAAACCUGCGUCUGCUUCCCUUGCAGAGUGGCGAUUUUGUUGCGUUUUGUAACGAUGCGCCAAUAGUAUACAUCGCGACCACAGAGAAUCCAAGUUCUCUGAUCCCAAAUGGGGCGUCAAGAUUCGCUGCAAGUGACCUGCCAUCGACAUUGCUAACAGAUCCGAGCAUAGAGGCGCACACACAGCUAAAAAGCCUUGGCGUUAAUGAUGUUGCACCUCUGUUGAAAGAGAUGCUUCCAAGCACAUGGAGAGGAGGAACAGAUAAUACCGUGCCAUGGACCCCAGGACGGGGUCAACAACCAACAAAGGAAUGGUUGGUGGAGUUGUGGAGAUGGUUGCUGAAAACAGAGCUUGAGGCAUUCAAAGGUAUUCCCCUCAUCCCGGUAGCACGCGAUCGCAUUGCAAGACUACAACAGAAUAAGCUAAUUUGCCAGGUGCGGGAGGGGGGCUCUUAUGGGCGUUAUCCUGCACGCUUGUCAGAUAACAUCUGUUCAUUUCUUGAGUCUGUCGGGGCUGUUGUUAUACGGGAUCUUCCGUCUUAUAUAAGCGAUCACCCACAUGUCAACAGAUUUGUUGGUGGUCCGACACCCGAAGGAGUAAUGACCAUUCUAGAGGCAUGCAGCCAAAAUAACCUCGAUGCACAGGUUCAAGGUUUGGCUGCAAGCCCAAAAGACGAACUAUGUACUUUCCUCUCAAAACUCCAGCACUUAACGCCCCAGCAAAGUGAUAUCUUGAAGUCUCUCUCUGUCUUUCUUGGAAGUGAUGGGAAAUAUAUUGCAGUCAGGACAUGUCCAACUUCAAUUCCUGGUGACUAUUUUGAGUUACCAGUGAGAGCUCUGAGACGUCGAUGUAUUAUGCUAAGAUCUGAUGAGUCGGACAACCUACUGUUACAACUUGGGGUUAAAAAGCUAUCUGUUGUUGAGUUUCUACAAGGAAACGUCCUCCCUGCAGUACAGGAAGGAUUCUAUAGUGACGACGAAUCAUUGAAGAUCAUGAAGUGGGUCUUGCAGCAAGCAAGAUUUGACCACUUGUUGACAGGCCUGAAAUUUAUUCCAAUUUCUAAACGCAAAGCAAGUCCAGAGGAGCUGUUCGAGCCCUCUCAAACCCUUCAGGUAAUGUUUAGAGGAAGCAGCAGGUUUCCAGUUGGACAGUAUUCCAAAGGCAGACUGCUAGACAACUUGAAACGGGUCGGACUCAAAACAGAGGCAGACGUGUCACCAGAUGACGUUUUGAUGUGUGCAAUGGAGGUUUCCCAAACCACAAACUGUGCUGAUGUUGAAAGGGGGUCAGUCCUUUUACAACACAUCAACCACUAUCCAGGUUUCUUACGUGAACAGGUCACGAGCAACAGGACAUGUAAAGCACUAUAUAAGUUUCUUGAAGAUCUGUCUUGGGUUCCGUGUGAAGCUUCACCACCUGCUGAUUACCCUAACAAGGCUGGUUGGAUUGGAAACUCCCACACACUCUACUCGCCCAGACAAGUAGGGCCCAUUGAUUCUGCUCUGCUUCAAGGCUCUGUGCUCCCUCUUGUAAGGUUACAUAACGUCAAAGAUGAACUACUGAAUGCCUUUGGAUGGAAACAGAAUCUUGAUUCCAGCAACUACCAACACGUCGAACGGGUAAUGCUUCAUCUUAAGAAUGUUGCCAACAACUACCAGAAUGUUCUUGAUAAUGUGCAUAUUGUUUCUCAUACAGUGUCCGAGAUAUAUUCCUUCUUCACUAGAGCAGAGAAUGAGCAAGUGAGACACCUUUUUCACGAGCAUAUGAGUGCUCCACAACCAUGGGUGUGGCAUGGUUCUGGUUUCACCACUCCUGACAAGAUGGCCAUGAGCAACGGGACACUUGGUGUUAGUUUGACCCCUUAUCUACGCCUUGUUCCAGAGGAUUGUCUCCAGUACGGCAAUUUCCUAAAUAGCAUGGGUGUCCAAGAGACCUUCCAAGACAGCGCUUUUUGCGAAGUGCUGCAAAUUGUCAGUCAAAAGCAUGAAGCCAACACGGUUUCCAGUGAAGAGGAUUACAAGAAAGACUUAAAUCUUGUCUGCAACAUCUUAAGCCACAUGGUUAACCAAGAAAGAUUUGACAGCAAGAUGUCAGGGAUCCUCGUUCCAUGUAGAAUGCCCAGAGGCCGAGAAAGAAAGCUACACAUGGCAUGUCCAUCGCAAUGCCUGUAUGUUGAUGAGGAGAGACUUGCAAGACAGAUAUUCGAAGAAGGUCCCCAAGACUUCGACAAGCCAAUAAUUCAUGAGUUAAUACCCAACUUGGUUGCUCAGAAAUUGGGAUUGCAACCACUGAGUCACGUGAUUGCUCCAGUUGAAGCAGUAGAGUAUGGAUAUGAAGUUGCUGGACCACACGAGACAACAGUGAAUGCAAUCAAGCGUAAUCUUGAUAUGUACAAGGAAGGCCCGGGCAUCUUUAACGAGUUGAUUCAAAACGCUGACGAUGCUGGAGCUACUGAAGUCAAAUUCCUUCUAGACUGGCGCGACAACAAGCAAACAGCUCACAACCUUAUGGGCGAAGGAAUGAAAUCGUGUCAUGGACCUGCUCUCUGGGUUUUUAAUGACGGCAUCUUCACAAAAGAUGAUAUUGCAAAUAUCUGCAAUAUAGCUGCCCAGAGCAAGAAAGAUCAGCUGGACAAAGUUGGGAGGUUCGGAUUGGGAUUCACGUCAGUUUAUCACUUGACCGAUAUUCCCAGUGUUGUCAGCGGACCGUAUGUGCUUAUUUGUGAUCCCAGAGCAACCCAUCUUGGAUCCCGUGUCAAGCCGGCACAGCCAGGUAUCAAACUCGAUCUGACAAACGAAAGCCACAGACGGACGCUUGGGAGUUAUCCGAACCAGUUCCAACCAUACAAUGGCAUCUUUGGUUGCAAGCUGCCAGAGGCUGCACACUUCGGGCACACACUUUUCAGGUUACCACUGCGGACGAAAGCGGAAGCUGAUGGCCAACAGCCAAAUCAAAUCUCAGAUUCUGUCUUUGAUUCCAAGAAGAGUACUGAACCACUGUUAGAGGCUUUGCAGAAGUCGGCAUCUACUCUGCUUCUCUUUACACAGAACGUGGUUCAUGUUACUGUGGAACAGCUUGAGUCUGAGAACAUUGAUGAUGGGAAACCUGUUAUGUCUGUCAGUGUUUCACAAGUCAGACAGCUGCCUCGUUCAAUUGCAGCUCCAGCUGACGACUUGAAGACAGCUCUAAUAGAUGACUUGAAGACCCAACGAGGCAUUCUGAAAACGACGGCAAAACGUGUAAAAUUACCUGUCCCUGAUUUGCCUAUUCCAGAGACAACUAUGAUUGUGAAGGUGAAUCAGGAAAGGCGAGUAUUGGGUAUGGGUGGGAAAAAGAAACAAAAGAAAGAAACGUUUCACUUCAUCAUCAGCUCUUGCAUGGCAACGGAAGAACCUCUUGAUCUCUCCCUUACCAAAGAGGGCAUCAAAGCUGGAGUUAUGCCGUGUGGUGGAGUUGCUGCACAAUUAAUAUCUGGUGAAAGAGGGUUGACCCCUGAAACCACCCAGGGCAAGGCCUUUAGUUAUCUUCCUCUUGCCGUCUCAACUGGGCUACCGUUCCACGUCAAUGGCAACUUCUUGCUGCAACCUAACCGUCGCCAGCUAUGGAGCAAAUCCUCCUCCGACACGGGAGAAUUUGAGACCCGUUGGAAUAUCUGCUUCAUGGAAUCAGUCUUGUUGCGUGCUUUUGUGAAUCUACUGAAAGAUCUUCAAAUGUUGCAUGAAAAAGAUGUUGUUGAUGCUCGCAACUUCCAGUGUUUGUGGCCCAGAUGGAGUGAGUCUGAAACUGAUUUUCAUCCUUUCGUUAAAGCCUUCUACAAGAAGAUAGUAAGUUGUGUCGAUGCCCCAGACGUAUUCUUUCACCAAAGUAAGUGGGUAUCAGUCCAUCGAUGUUUCUUCACUGAUUGGGGAUUGACAGAUCCUGAAGAGGUGAGAAGAAGUAUAACAACUGUGCUAAGCAAGCAUCAGGAUCCGAAACGAUGGGUCGAACUGGAAAGAGAUGUAGUUGACAGCAUCAAACAGGUAGACGCUCAAGAGGUUUUCGACAGCAACACCUUCAACAUCCAGCGAUUUUUAUCUGAGGUAUUAUUUCCGAUGAUGAAGAAUAACCCUCAAGACAUCGAGUCUACCCACAGAAACAGGAUUGUUCUUUACAUGUUAGACCUUCGUCUUGGAGAAAGAAAACUGGAAGAUUAUGAUGAAUUACUGAAGGCUACGGAGUGUAUACCGACUUCCCCAGAAGGAGAAGACUUGGCAAGACCUCAGGAUUUGGUGAAUCCUGAAUCACCAGUUGGAUCACUGUAUAGCGAGACUGACUGCCGGUUUCCAUAUGGAGAGCUGUACCGUAAACAAGAACGUCUUCUGUCUUUAUCCCAGCUAGGGAUGGCUUCGCAUGACUUAUCUUGGGAAGAUAUCUGUGAGAGAUCACAAUCACUUUCAGGGGGUGAGAAUGUUGUCCAGAGGUGCGUGACUCUUCUAAAGCUGAUGGAUGAAAAGCUCAGAAGGUAUGACGAGCCAACACCCGAUCAUAGGAAACGCAUCCAACAAGCAGCUUUCCUUCCAGUCCUGGAGAAGCCCCUUAGCUACCCUAUUGAUUGGUGUCACUCUGACAAUGAGUUUAUGUCUGCAGACAUGCUUCAUACACCAGAACACCAGAACCUUCUUGGGUCCGUUCGACCACUAUUGGACGAGAACAGAUUGGGAUCUGAGGCAAAGAGUGACAAUGUUAAAACCUUUCUUGGAUUCACGGGAAAACAAGUUGCAGUCAAUGAUGUCAUUUCACAGCUUGUUAUUUUGAUCAAUCAAGCACCUGGGGUGGCUCAUCAAACAUCAAUGGUUCGCAGUAUAUACGCAUAUCUCCAGAGCAAAAUCUAUGUGGAGUCUCCAAACGGUGAAGAUACUUUCAAAGAAGAGCACCGUGCUGCUGUGAACAAGCUUCGUUCGAUAGGAUUCGUUUUCUGUGAUGGCCAAUUCAGAAAGUGUAAACAACUUGCUUUUCUCUACGAAGGCAAAGAUGGACCAUAUCUGUACAAAGUUUCCCGUGAACUCACUCAAUUCAGCAACCUGUUGCGGAUUUGUGGUGUAAGAGAUCGCUUUCAGCUAGAUGACUUCCUUGAAACUCUUCAGCUUCUGAAGGAAACAUAUGGCGAGGAACCUCUGGGUGAAUCAGAUCUGAAAACCGCGACGUCGAUGUUGUCAGAAGUUGUCUCCAAGUUAGAAGAAAAGCAUGGAAAAAACACUGAAGGUAGCCAAGAAAGCAACUUACAAAAAGGCUUAAUCCAUGUCCCAGACAUCUGCGGGAUCUUGCGGUUACCAGGAGAGCUGACAUACAACGAUAUGGAAUGGGAGGGAAGUCGUGACGAAGAAAAGUAUACACAUCGAGAUAUAUCGUCCCCCAUUUAUGCUAAGGUUUUGGGUAUCGUCACUGAAAGGGAGAAGUACAUUGAUAGCUGCUUACCAUUGCAGGGAUUUGCAAUAGAUUUCGGCCAGAGUGAACAACUAACGGAUCGACUGAAAAACAUACUGAGGUCGUAUCCAAACGUCUCUGAUGUAUUCAAAGAGCUUCUUCAAAAUGCCGAUGAUGCAGGAUCAACAGAGAUACACUUCGUAUAUGACCCGCGUCAUCACGAAGCAAAGAAGGUCAUAUGUGAUUCCUGGGCUGCCGUAGGAGACCUUCCAUCACUCUGUGUGUAUAACGACAAGCCAUUCACGGAGGCAGACAUCAAAGGCAUUCAAAAGGUAGGAGUUGGAGGAAAGAGAGACGACAUUACAACAACUGGGAAAUUUGGAAUCGGUUUCAAUGCUGUUUACCACCUGACUGAUUGCCCGAGUUUUCUUAGCAACAAUGACACCCUUUGUAUGUUUGAUCCGCUUUUGAUGUUUUCUCCAGUGACACAGAAAAAUUCACCCGGGAAACAAUUGAUGGUGGACGAUCGGUUCAGGGAAAACUUCCCUGACAUGUUGAGAGGAUAUCUAGAGGAUAUACCUGCCUUUAAUGGAAAGGGGGGAACAGUUUUUCGGUUCCCACUCCGAAAAGAACAAUCAAGGCUUUCUGAAGAGACUUACCAUCCAAGGAGAGUACAGGAGCUGCUAGGCGAAUUCAAAGAAGUGUCUGAUGAAGCUCUACUUUUCCUCAACAACAUCAAAAUGAUCAGUGUUUCAUGUAUUGAUGAACACACCAACAACCUGACAACAGAAUACAGCAUCAGUGCAAAGCUUUCAGAACAAGACGAAGAUCGACGCUCAAAGCUGGCAGAGCACCUCAAGCUUUUCACAGAUGACCCUUGUGAGACAGUUGAGCCCAUGUCUCAUGUGUACACACUCGUGACAAGUGACUCGCUUGGCGCUGAACAAACAUGGCUCAUUUCUCAGACGCUGGGGUUUGAAGGUAUGGAGUCUGAAUGUCAGUCGGUGUCAAGAGCUUGUAGCUUAAAGAUUCCACGUGGUGGAGUAGCGGCUCUCCUCAAGGAUAGCAGAACGGAGAUGACAACAAUUCAGCGACCCAAGGCCUACUGCUUCCUCCCACUGCCGGUUUGCACCGAAUUACCAGUGCAUGUGAAUGGGACAUUUGAGUUGGGUUCGGCAAGAAAGAAUCUUGCAAAAGGCGAUGAUUAUGCAAAAUCAGAUGAUACUUCAGACAAGAGCCCACUCAUCCAUAGAUGGAAUCGAAUACUGGUAGAGCAUGUACUUGCCCCAGCCUAUGCCAAAUUAAUUGAGCAUGCGGGGCGAAUAAUACUUGGGGAAGCUGAUGCCAAGUCUUUGAAACGGCACCUUUGGCGUUAUGAUGAGCUUUUUCCAAAGCAUUUGAAGAGCUAUAGUGGAGAGUGGGAACUCCUAGCAAAAGCUACGCUUCGGUACAUCAGUGAGAAAAACUUGAAGGUUUUACCUGUUGUACAUCAAACCGAAGAUAAUGUCACAACCACCUGGCAUCAUCCAAACAGUGAUGACAGUCAUGCUUUCACUGAUAACUUUGCAGUGAGUAGGUCUACACCACGGGAGUUAAUGCGCUCCUUCUUGCUGAGUGUCAACUUCAACCUGUUGGCCAGCUCCCGGGAUGUAUGUUCGGCGUUUCAAGAUUGCGAUGUUGGAGCAAAGUUUGUAUCUCCGCAAUCUGUCGUUCAGCAUCUUUCAUCUGGAUCUAAUCAAGUGGCACAGACCAUUCCUGCUCCAUUGGAGAAAACCAAAUUCAAGAACAUCCAGACUUUACUUACAGUGUUCAAGUACUGCCUAGAAGGUAUCGAAAAUCCAGCUGAGCUGAAUGGCUUACCCAUGCGUGUGACGAAUGAUGGCAUACUGCGUGAGUUUUCAACGUGUGAUGGUUCAUAUGUGACUGAACACUCCAGGGUACUACCUUGUCUGCAGAAUAUAUUCCUUCACAGCAAGCUUGUUUCAUCGUGCAUUGAUUGGUUCGAGAAGCUUAAGAAAAAGAAUUCCGAGGCUGCUUAUAGCAGUGGAGUGUUUAAGCAGUUUACCAUAAUGGACCUGGCCCAACACCUUGGGAAGCAUCUGCCAGAGAGCUGGCAAGGUUGCAAUCAGCACGUUGAGUGGACACCAGACAAAGAUGGCCAUCCCUCUGAGUCGUGGCUUGGAAAUCUAUGGGCAUUCAUCUGCAGUGAGACGGUAGAGGAGGGCUCCCUAAAAUGUAUCAACCAAUGGCCAAUAUUCCCUACUACGUCGGGUAAACUGGUGCCCCCUUCUUUAUCCAAAACUGUAUUAUUGCUGCCAAACGAAGUAGGGUAUAGAAUGGAAAUAGCCGAUGUGCUGCGCAGCCUUGGUCUCCCUUCCAUUUCGCAGAACCUUAUGUGUGAGCUCAAGACGUCCUUUACUGGCAGUGGCACACAAGUACACGUACCGCAUGCACCAGCAGGACUAGAAGAUAUACUUCAAAAAAACUUAGCCCUGACAUCGUCAAGACAAGAUGUGACGGAUGUGAUCGCAUACGUGCAAAAAACAGACGGAGACAUUGGUCAUCCGACACCCUCAGAGUGCGACACUCUUCUUCGUUAUUUUCAAGAGGGCAAGAAUAUGUCGGAAGACAGCAUGAAGACUAUCAAGAAGCUCCCAGUUUUCAAAGUUCUAGGAGAAGACAACACAAUUGAUCUUUACCGUUUUGAUUACUACCACACUGCAGAUGGCUACGGAAAGUUGAUGGUUGAAGCCAAGACCUGGAUGGACAACAUGCACUGUGUUAUUCUGGAGCCCAAUCAUACAUUGAGUCGGAUCUACCUACAGCUUGGAAUAACUCCAAUCACACAAUCUGACAUGUAUCUCAAGUACAUACUUCCAAGCUUCCUAAACCUCAGUCAAGAGGGUCAAUUGCAACACGUCGAAUUCAUCAGAGAUAGCGUCCUACACCAAGCUUCAGAACCGGAAGGAAAAGAAAUUCUCGAGCGUCUUUCCCAUAUUGCGUUCAUUCCAGAUACAACGGACAUACCACGACAAGCAAGGUUUUUUUACGACGGUGAUAAUUCUGUCUUCAAAGCGUUGAUUGAACCAAUCAAGUUACUGCCUGAAUCCAUGGGAUCCCUGAAGUAUUUCCUGAAGAAAAUUGGUCUCCAUUCAGAAGUAACUCAAGACGACUUUCUUCAGUUUGCACAGGAGGUAGAAAAAAGGGCCGGUGAAGUCGAAGACAAGGAACAGAGAGAGACAUUGUGUCGCCAAUCUCGUCUUCUGACAAAUCAACUGAAAUACAGGAAAAAGCUCUGCGAUCCAAACUUCCUGAAGAGAAUCGCAACGAUCAAGUUCGUUCAAUCUGUCCCAAUCAAGGCAGAACUGCUUCACAUCCACCCUGCAUGUUAUUUGACGGGAAGUCACAACAACCAAGCGCCUGCAUUCAUUGCAUUCCAAGGAUCAACGUCGGAGACACAUUUGAAGCUUGUCUGGUCAAUUUGUAUGAUACUCCCGUCUUGGGACAUACCGAUAAACGAACAAGUAAAUAAGAAAAUUACUGUUCAUGAAUGCCUUGGAAUUGAAACCGUAAUUGUUGAUAAAGUUAUUUCGCACGCACAAAACAUUUGUGGGGUGAUGAAAACAAAGAAUGCGAUUCACAAGGAAGACACACUGCCUUCAGAACAGAGAGAGACGUUCAAAGACGUCAUGGGCAAGAUUUUGGGAUACCUGGAAGGUCUAAACUUGGCUGAGCAUGGCGAGGACAUUAAGAGUCGGUUGAAGUGCACUCCAGUAUGUCUUGUGGAAGAAGGACGUGUAUUGGUGAGAGCCGAUCAGUUGGUAUUUGAAAUGGACAAAGAUCUUGAGCCCUCUUUGCGCCCGUACUUGUACAAAGCACCAAGGGAAUUGGCACAGUUUGAUACUGUCCUCAGACUGCUUGGAGCCCAGGAUUCAUGUUCCUUUGACCAGCUGGCAGGAGUGUUGGCUUCAAUGAAAGUGGAGUGUGGUAAUCAACGUCUAGGUCCAAACGAACAGGAGACAGCCGUGGGUGCUGUUAAAGCAAUGCUUGGACUACUGUUGCGCAAUAAAAGCGGUCAAUCCACGUUUUCCGCAUCCGAGCUGUAUUUACCUAAUACAGAAUACGUCUUGAGGAGGUCGACUGAUCUGUAUUAUGCUGACCUUAACCAAAUGGGGCAAUAUAACCUUGCACCAACAGAUAGGGAAUUCAUCUUUCCAGUAAAGCAGUGCGGAUUUCUGGUUGAGGACGAGAUACGUCUCAUUAAACUUCUUCCAGAGUCCCUCCGACCUAAGAAUCUUGGGGAUGAAUGGAAUGAGAAGCCGUUAGACACCAAUGAAGACUGCCCCGCUGGACAGCAUUGUGAGUAUCUGGAAGGCAUCAAGCGAAAGGUGAAAUCAGAGGAGAUGACUCGUGUUUUGCUCAGACUUAGGCAACACCAGCUCGAAAACAAACAACCGAGUGCUGACAUCAAAGAGCACAUAACACAACUCCAGGAAUUUGACAAUUUCGUCUGCAAAACAGAAUUGAAGCUUGGCUUAUACGACAAUAAUGGACAUAAAAUUGCAGAGCACAGGCACUCGCGGGAAGCGUAUUUUGACAAAUUGGCGGGCAUAAUGUACCUGGAACACUCCUCACUCUCUCAGCAGAAGGGUUUGACUUUUGGGCAAAUUGCAGACAGUUGCAAUGCCCUCCUAGGACAUCUACUAAAUCCUGAACAUGUACGUCACUGUGCGCACGCUUUGGACUGUCAGAAUCUUGUGGAGAUGAAUACAAUUAUUUCCCGGUCUGACAUCCCUGAGUACGAUAUCACAACAAGUGCUGUCCAACCGGAAGAGCACAGCCCGGGUACACUAAUACCAAGAGAUAUUCAUCACCUGCUUGAUCAUGACCCCUACAACCGUUUCCUCGUAGAUGAGAUAGUAGGUUAUGAAAGAGACAUUGACGAAGGAGACCAGUUGCAGUAUGAUGAUAGUGACGACCUUGCCUUGGGCCCUGAUGAUAGGGUACCGUCAGAAACACCGGCGGAUGGUGCUACUGAGCAAAUCUAUGCCAAACUCCUUGAACAGAUUGACAAGGGUGAUGAGACAGUCAACUUAUCGAAACGAUACAAAAUCGACGUUGGAGGAAAGGAGUCCAUCAUAGUUAAAGUGACGAGACUUUAUAAAUUCCUGCGACCAAAGAAACAACGAGACAUGAUAGUCGUUCCUCUCACCCAGGAACCUACAUCCAAUGUCCCGCCUGCGGCACAUAUUGACCAAGCUCUUCCAGAAGACAUGCAAAAAGACGAAGAGCAAAUAAAGAAGGAGGUUGAUGAGGUAUUUGGAAUGCCGCCGGAGGAACGCAAAAGGGUUUUCUACCGUCUCUAUCGCAAGUGGCAUCCCGAUAAGAAUCAAAGCCAGCAGGAACGUGCCAAUAGGGCCUUCCAAUUCCUCAAACAAGAAAUAGAUAGGCAUGAAAGGGGUAGUGAGCCCAACCAGCGGUGCUCUUAUCAGUAUUCUUACUGGGAAUCAGAGGUCAAUAGGGACAGGGAAGAAGCCAGACGAUAUCAAGAGGCGUAUUACCGUAGUCGGUCCAGCGCCAGAUCAAACAGAUCAUAUGGUAACUUUGUGCCGCCGUCCUUUACAAGAGAGACCCCAGAUCCACGAAAAGCACGGCUAUGGUUCCGUCAGGCCAAGGAACACCUUAAGGUUGCCGAGCAGACGAGCCAACUCGAGCCAGUCCCAGCUCAGUGGAUAGCCUUCCAGGUACAUCAGGUCGCAGAAACUGCCCUCAAAGCAGCUCAGUACAGUCUGGACGGAUGUCCAGACAUGAACUGUAACGAUCUAAUAUCUCUAGCUAGGGCAGUUUGCCAACACAGGGACGUAACUUCUAGCCGAGUGUCUGAGGUAACACAUGAACUAGUUCAACUGAAUUGCGACUUCAGUAAACCUCGCUACCCGCAGGGGAACUCAAAGACAAGUGGACAGGAAUACAGUGAUUUCAGCACAGCGGACGUUUUGGAGAAAUGUGGAGAACUGCUGAAUCUUGUCCAAGAAAUCAUCGGUUUCAGGUUAUUUUAG
This is a messenger RNA of Patiria miniata (bat star), 13194 nucleotides long. Its product is annotated as sacsin-like. The record is from RefSeq and is a predicted model, not a curated record. The coding region runs from base 1 to 13194 and encodes 4397 amino acids. NCBI's taxonomy places the organism in Eukaryota, Metazoa, Echinodermata, Asteroidea, Valvatida, Asterinidae. Gene Ontology annotation, molecular function: Hsp70 protein binding. The transcript has 3 exons.